CACUGAACAUCUUGAGUAGUUUAGAGCCAGUCCACAGCAACGUUAAAGGAGAGAAAGCAGAGGAGGCGUGUGUAUGCAUGUGUGUGUGCAUCUGUGCAGUGAGAGUAAAAGCACAGUGACUACUACUCUUUUUGCAGAGUGUCGGUGGCUCAGUGUGUGUGUUUGUGUGCGUGUGUGUGUGUAUGUGUGAGAGAGAGAGACUAAGAAGCGGAGCACGUGUGUGUGUGUGUGUGUGUGUUGUUGAAGGAGAUGCUGCGGGGUGUGAUGGCUCUUUUGCGUUAGUAUUUGAGCGGACAGGAGAGUUGAAGGCAGUUGUUUUGUGGGACUCGCAGGGAAUGGCAAACUCCAUGGUAUCCUUGGAAACCUCCGACUAAAUGACAAUGGCUGAGGCUAUCUGCUGCACUUUGGUGAACUGUAACUGUGACAGCUUCAAGUCGGGGAAGCUAAAGAGGAGGCAAUGUGAAAACUGCAAGCAUGGCUGGGUGGCACACGCCCUGAGUAAACUGAAGGUGCACCACAUGUACCAGAGCAGCCAGGUGGAGAUCGUGCACUCCAACGUGGUGUUUGAUAUCUGCAGCCUGAUGCUGUACGGCACCCAGGCCAUCCCCAUCCGCCUCAAGAUCCUGCUGGACCGCCUGUUCUCCGUGCUCAAGCAGGAGGAGGUCAUCCAGAUCCUCAACGCACUGGACUGGACCCUGCAGGACUACAUACGGGGAUACGUGCUCCAGGAUGUAGCAGGGAAGGUGCUGGACCGGUGGGCCAUCAUGACGUUCGAGGAGGAGAUUGCCACACUGCAGCAGUUCCUGCGUUUUGGCGAGACCAAGUCCAUAGUGGAGCUGAUGGCUCUGCAGGACAAGGAGGGUCAGGCAGUGUUGGUUCCCAGCACCCGCACCAACUCAGACAUCCGCACUUUCAUUGAGCGCAACACCCCACACACUGCAGCCAACCUCUCCACAUCCAAAGUAGAUAAGCUGAGCACCAACAGCAUGCACCACUUUGAGAACUUUGUCAACAGCAUGGCCUUUAUGCUGCCCUUCCAACUGUUAGGCUCUGUUCCUGCUCCGUUUCUGGGCUCACCAACAGGGGCCCAGUCGCACCACCAGCAACACCAGCAACACCAGCAGCACCAGCAGCAGACUCAGAGACGAGAUGAUCAGGGUCGGGAUGGUCUAGGAAGGGACAAUCCCCUCCCGCUUUCCCAUCCUCCAGAGAGCAGCCUGCUAGGUUCCAGCUCUGUCUCAUUCACUGCUGAUCUGGACCAAAGUGGAGACAAGCCGAUGGACAGCCUCUCCACCACCACAAAGAUCGAGGCAGAGGACUUCUCCACUAGUGACAACUACUCGGAUGGGCCAUCCACGCCGUGCACACCCUCCAUGAGCUCUGACGUAACCCAGAUGUCACCCGAGGGCAAGCUGCGCUCUUUGGACAGGAAUGGGUGUGGCGGUGGAGGAGUCUCGGGAGGAGGUGGGGGAGGAUGCUCUUUGAAGAAAGGUCGGGUAUUUUGCAACGCCUGUGAGAAGACAUUCUACGACAAAGGCACGCUGAAAAUCCACUACAAUGCAGUGCACCUGAAGAUUAAGCACAAGUGUACCAUCGAGGGCUGCAACAUGGUGUUCAGCUCGCUGCGCAGUCGCAAUCGCCAUAGUGCCAACCCCAACCCACGGCUACACAUGCCAAUGAACCGCAACAACCGGGACAAAGACCUGCGGGGCAGCUUGUCUGGUGAUGAGAGCUCGCAAGGAGAGAAGAGAUCUGAAUAUGGAACCCCCAUCCCUGUCUGUUCUGCAGAAAGCCAUAAGUCAGUGCCCAGCUACAUGGUGAGCCAUGUCGACACUGGCUCGAAACUCCACAGCAGCUUGUUCCCCAGCAUGGGCCAGAGUGGCAUCCUCUUCCCUAACUUAAAAACAGUACAGCCAGUCCUGCCUUUCUACCGCAGUCUGGUAACUCCGGCAGAGCUUGCCAACACCCCAGGUACACUACCCUCCCUACCUCUGUUAUCCUCCUCGGUACCUGUCAAACCCAUCACGGCCCCCGAUAACUGCAUUACAGACCCCAUACCAAAGAAAAAGUCUAGGAAGUCAAGCAUGCCAAUAAAGAUAGAGAAGGAAGUGAUAGAGCGGGAUGAGGAAAUGGACAAGGGGAGCAGCUCUGAGGACGAGGCUCCUUUACAGGACAGGAACAAGGAAGAUUGUGACGGACGCCGAGCAGAAGGGCAUAUGUGCGCAAGACAAGCUAGGGAGCAGAGGCAGGAAAGAGGGGCUUUCAUUAGGGAAGAGAAGGAAAGGGCGGGCGCCAAGCAUCUGUUGGACCAAUCCUUAGACACAGAAAUGACAGCAAGGGAGGACAAAGAUGAUGAGCAAAGGCAAGUUGAAACAGGGGUCAUCACUUCUGCACCCUCCCCCUUCCAAGACAUACUGAUGGAGAAUCACUGUGACAACAACUUACACUGUCAGGAACCAAAUGGCAAUGAAGAAAGGGAGGACAGGGAGCUCAGAUGGGACGAGGGUGAGCACAGGCUGACUAACGGGGGCGGUCUCCAGCUCAUAGAGCGCCAGAGAGAGGGAUUGGGAUUGGACAGCUGUGUAGACGAUAACAGUGACUCAGGUAUGUCUCACCUCGACCCCAACGCUGACCUGCCACACCACUGUGAGAUCUGCAGUAAGACCUUUAAGAACCCGUACAGCGUCAAGAUGCACUACCAAAAUGUCCACCUGAAGGAGAUGCACAUGUGCACCGUGGACGGCUGCAAUGCUGCCUUCCCCUCCCGCAGGAGCCGAGACAGACACAGUGCAAAUUUGAACCUACACAACAAACUGCUGACCAAAGACUCAUUCAGCCCAGCCAACACGCUAUACUUGCCCUCAUCCCACUGUAGAGACAGAGCCUCUGUUGGCCGGGACUACUACCAAGACCAGCGGGACAGAGAUCUGCCCCAUCGAGACCCAACUAGCCAAACCUCUGUCAUCUUCCGAGGACACAAUCGCAUGGGUCUGGUCUUCCCAAUGAGCAAAAUGUCUACUGCACCAACCAGUGCUGAGACAUCUCCCUUAGGAGAAAUGGAGGGAUUAGGAGUAGGAGAAGGGGGUGGAAAUGGGGACGAAGGGGCAGUCUUGGACCUGAGCACUUCCUCCUCGGCCCCACCUCGUGGAAGCAGCAGUGCUCGAUCUUCCUGGGACUCAGAUGGUGCCGGUAGUGAGGAAGGGGAAGGGAUUGAAGAGGAUGAGGAGGCUCUCCCCAUGGAGGACAGUGAUGAAAGCUGCGAUGGGAUCGGCAUGGGGAGGCCUGGGGGCGAGGAGUUGGUACUCGGGGAAGAGAGGACCCUGGGCUGCAUAGGGGGAGGACAAGGCGGGCUUCAGGGAGGCGGGGGUGGAUCUCCCAUAACCUGCCACGUCUGCCAAAAGGUCUACAGCAACAAGGGGACCUUCAGAGCCCAUUACAAGACUGUCCAUCUGCGGCUGCUUCACAAGUGCAAAGUCCCUGGCUGUGACACAUCCUUCUCUUCUGUGCGAAGCCGAAACAGGCACAGCCAGAACCCGAACCUUCACAGGAACCUAGCCGUUAGCUCAGGUGCCACGAUAGACCAGGAGUAGGGAUUUCAGCUCAUCUGCCAACAUGACAACAUAUGCGACAUUCCCUGGUUCUAAUUGUCAUUUUGUUGUUGUAGUUGUUGUUUUUGGGCACCUAAAGAAGGCUCACCAAUUAGCACUUUUUUAAAUUCCAUACCGUGGUCCAAUUCUUUUGUCAUAUUUUGGGAAAAAGAAGAGAAAAAAAUAAAGUACAAUAAGGAGUUCAUUUGUUGUGGCAAAUGCAUCUUCCUUUUGUAACACAUCAACGUGUAAAGCCUAACCGAAACAGACAGUACAUUAAUUUUCAACAUUGAGCACUGCAACCCUCCAGUCUUAAUCUUAUGUUUUAACACAGUACUGAUUUUUGUUUUGCAUUGGUUUGCCUUACGGCCCAGUUUAGACCUUACCAAGAUUAAUUUGUAUUAACUGAAUUUGUCCCUGUGUUGUCCAAAGUGAGAGUUGAUCCAUGAAACUGUUUCAUGCGAGUUAUUUCAUUCUGGUGUUUUUCUUGUCAGAUAUCCAUAUCUUCCCUGUGAAGCUGUGCAUAAUGUAUUGAUCAAAAGCAGUAGUGAAGUAACCUCUACACGUGUCAUUUUCAUUCAUUUGGACAAUAGUUUUCAAAAAUAGUCUUUGUUGAAAAGCUAUAGUGUUGUGAGCUUGACCAAUAAGUUAUUGUGUGGUAUUAUAUAUGAUCUGUCUUUACUGUUUAGGUUGUUGCAUACUGCUAAUAUUGACCAAAGAUUUUUUCAGCCCACAGGUGUGUCAGGAAACCCCUUCGAUGUGUGUGAAGGGUUUGCAGUAUUAAAAGGGCCCAUCCAAUCUUCUCUCAUCUACUUUGUGAUUAACAGCAGUAUUCAGGGGUGGGCUCUGUUGUAAGAUAAAACAGAAUUCACCCAAACAAAACAGAAAAAAACAGCUUUUGACUGAUCUGGGUGAAAAGAAUAUCUUGAUUUUGGUGGAGUUUUUGUAAAGAAAUCUGCUCAUGGGACUAGACUUGAUUAAGGUAUUGCUCUUGUAUUGUUUGUGUGGUUGCUUGCAGUAUCCUGACUGACUGGACAAACAGCAGGAAUAGAUUCUGUGUCUGGAGGCUAGAAGCAUGUACUGUGAAUAAGUCAAACACUGAGAAAUAA
Messenger RNA from Etheostoma spectabile (orangethroat darter), 4696 nucleotides. It is a transcript of the gene bnc1, whose product is annotated as basonuclin zinc finger protein 1. Gene Ontology annotation, cellular component: nucleus. The coding region runs from base 375 to 3590 and encodes 1071 amino acids. Lineage: Eukaryota; Metazoa; Chordata; Actinopteri; Perciformes; Percidae. Gene Ontology annotation, biological process: regulation of transcription by RNA polymerase I. The record is from RefSeq and is a predicted model, not a curated record. The transcript has 5 exons.